AUGUUAAACCAUCUUUUGUUUCCAAAGCCACUCAUUACGACUUCAUUUGCUCACUACGUAUCACUUGGGCUUGCCUGUAUCUAUGUUGGAUCCCUAUACUUGUCGAAGAAUGCCCGCAUUUCGCUCAAUGGGAAGGGAGCGAAGCCUCGAAGACCGAACGUGGCAAUGCGUGACGAGCCAGAUGUCAUUAGGGCACGACUGCUUGCAGUCAGCAUUGCAACAGUUGCAUGUUGCCUAGCUGUGCUAGGUGUGGUCUGGGAGAGUGUGUCUUGGAGGAUGACGUCCUUGGACAUUGUACUCGAUUCCGUAAUGCUGCGACUUGGUUUCCCCAUCGCAUCUAUUGGUCCUAUAACCACCAACAUACCCAGUAUAUUACCUCACCUCAUUACACCUCUUCUUUUUCUCGGACCCCUGUUUGCCGGGUUUCUUAGCCACGAACUCCCAGGACAGAGGAACUGGAGGUGGCAGUCUCACAUUGUUGGCAGAUUCUUCAGUCUUCAUGGUAUCCGAAAUUAUUGGAUCGGUCCUAUAACUGAAGAAGUCGUCUUCAGGGCUUGCAUUCUCGCUGUUUACCACAUGUCAGGCGCAUCUAACAUGCGCAUGAUCUUUUGGAGCCCACUCCUAUUUGGACUGGCGCAUGUACACCACGCGAUCGACACGUUCUAUGCGAAAGGCGGCGACUGGGACGCGGCCAAGGUGGCACUGUUUGGCACUUUAUUCCAGCUUUCGUAUACAUCUCUUUUCGGAUUCUACGCGUCAUUUUUGUUUCUUCGGACUGGGUCGAUUUUGCCACCUAUCACUGCCCACAUAUUCUGUAACGUGAUGGGUAUUCCAAUGAUAGGAUAUGAAUUGCGGAGGCAUGCCAAAUAUCGAAAUUACAUCAAAGCAAUGUAUUUAGCAGGGAUUAUCGGUUUCGUUUAUACACUCGGGAAGUGGACCAAGACGAAGGAUAAUCUUUACUGGUUACAAGAAGGAGAGACCAAGUAUGCGGUUUUCAGAUACUAG
Messenger RNA from Psilocybe cubensis, 1005 nucleotides. RefSeq lists its product as uncharacterized. Gene Ontology annotation, biological process: CAAX-box protein processing. The coding region runs from base 1 to 1005 and encodes 334 amino acids. The transcript is spliced from 5 exons. NCBI's taxonomy places the organism in Eukaryota, Fungi, Basidiomycota, Agaricomycetes, Agaricales, Agrocybaceae. Gene Ontology annotation, cellular component: endoplasmic reticulum membrane. Gene Ontology annotation, molecular function: metalloendopeptidase activity. The record is from RefSeq and is a predicted model, not a curated record.